Molecule: messenger RNA, 1401 nt
Organism: Cooperia oncophora
Lineage: Eukaryota; Metazoa; Nematoda; Chromadorea; Rhabditida; Trichostrongylidae
Source: the annotation of a GenBank genome assembly
AUGGCAACAAGCUUCAACUACUGUUGUGAUGAACUCGAGAAGUUAUUGCAAGAAGCUUCAAGCAAUGUAUCCACGUCUGAGGAUUUGAGUUUGGCGACGAAAAGCGAUGCAACACUGAAGAACAGCAGGCCGAACAGUAUGGUGGAACCGCCAACAAAGGAUAUCAAGUCGCCGGUUGCUGCACCGCCACCAAAGUCUAACGAUUGCGGCAGUUUAGACGGUUUUACAGACAGUGAGGAGUCGGCAACCGACGCGUCAAGCAUCAUCGAUGAUGAAUCGCAGUACAGCGCCGUCGUUCACUUCAAGCCCUGCAAGCCCAAAGUGAAACGAGUCGCUCCGGUACCCGGACUGUGGAAAGUGGAAGGCGCUGACGAGUUCAUAAGUAAGAAUAAGCGCCUAGUCAGGGAAACACUUCAAGCAGCCGUGACCCAUGUGUGGAAAGUCCGACCACAUGAGACUGCCACCAAGCGCAUAAGGCCACUCAAGACGCUAAAUGUGAUGAAACCGGAACCAAAGAAGCAAAUGGCGCCAGUUGAAGAUAAAGACAAAAAGGAGGUUAAGAAGGUAAUUAGCACAGAGCCAGAAGAAAAGCAACCGAAGAAGAAGAAUGGUCCAUCGAUGCUUAAGAAAUUGGCUCCCGUUGUGAGGAUCGAGAAGAAAACGCCGCCAGCUCCAAAGAAGGAUGAGAAGGUCGCUGUCGCGGAGCCCAAAGGAAAGAAGGAUGAGAAAAUUGCCGUCAUGGAGCCGAAGGAGAAGAAGGACGACAAGACUGCCGUCGCGGAACCGAAGGACAAGAAGAACGAGAAGAUCACCGUUAAGUUCAACAGAAAGAAAGAGGUCGAGCUCAAGGGCUUGAAAGUUCUAUCCAAAGCAGCAGUACCGAAGGAGGAGAAAAUCCAGAUAUCGGCCAUUCUUCGAUCGCAGGCCCCUCGUAUUGAUGGAGUGACAGUGAUUUUGGUUCAACCCAUUUUCGUUUCCUACAAACACCCGCAGAAGAUUCGAGAAAUAAAACCAUUGGUAACGAAAUCCGUCAGUCAUUCGCUUUUCAAGAAGUCCCUGCAACUUGACAGUCAGAAAACCAUCACACAAAAGAAGAAGUCGAGGGCGUCGGCGUCGCUGUCGUGCAAGGCAGCUUCUCUAGAACAAGCCACUUGCACCAAAGAACUGAGAAGGAAAUCAAUGCAGUUUGGAGCUCAUGUAACUGUUGAUCGACCGGUGCCUGAUGUGAACAUCAGCCGUGUGCGACUGAAGAUCAGACGUGCUAAACAACCAUUACCUCCUGCUCCCGUUGAACCUGCUCCUCCUGUGGAGAACGGAACACCUAGAAGAAGUACGAGUGUGGAUAGCGAGAGCUCUUAUCUUCAGACGGUUCGUCGGGUCAUCGAAGCAUAUGUUCACUAA